Conger conger (European conger) is the source of this 4060-nucleotide messenger RNA. RefSeq names its product tetratricopeptide repeat domain 13 (gene ttc13). The record is from RefSeq and is a predicted model, not a curated record. Gene Ontology annotation, molecular function: protein binding. The transcript has 23 exons. Lineage: Eukaryota; Metazoa; Chordata; Actinopteri; Anguilliformes; Congridae. The coding region runs from base 24 to 2612 and encodes 862 amino acids.
UCUCUCCGCUUGCUUGUCGGGAGAUGAAGUCUUUUCGACUUUUGUGCAACGACUGGUGUUUGGAGAAAUUUGGCGCCCUGGAACUACAUUACCAAAGCGACGGCGCUUCUCACCUGCACAUUAAACACAACAUGGCACCUGCUGGCCGGGGUGUUGUUGUGGUUGCGCUCUCAUUGCUGUGCUUAUGCCGAGCCAUAUUUUCAACGGAAUACUUUUCUACACUGACGUUCUUCAACAGUGAACUGCACAAGCAUGGCUGCAGCUCUCCAUCCGAAUGGGAAGAAUACGCAGCAGAUUGUGAGGCCUCCAUUCUCCAGUUGGAGGAUCCCGAAUGUGAGGAAGGGGGCAAUCCACCCUGCGAGUCAGUAUUCUCUCUCAACGCAGAGAAGAUCUUGAGCCAGGCAAAGGUGUUCAUUGAGCAAAAGCGGUUUCCCUUUCCUGUUGAAAACCACAACACAAAUGAAGAGCUAGCAAUAGGAUACGUACUAAUUGGAAAUGCCCUAUACGAUGAAGCCAUCAAACACUUUUCAUUAUUGUUGCAGGGAGAUCCUGAGUUGGUCAGUGCUAUCUAUGGAAGAGGUAUAGCGUACGGCAAGAAGAGUUUGCAGGACAUAAAGAAUGCAGACCUUGCGCUUUAUGAGCUGAGCAGAGUGAUCGCUCUGGAGCCCAACCGCCCCGAGGUGUACGAACAGCGGGCAGAGAUCCUCUCUCCUCUGGGGCGGAUCAGCGAGGCUCUGAGUGACCUCUCCAAAGCCAUUCAGCUGCAACCCUCAGCCCGCCUGCACAGACACAGAGGAACCCUGCUGUUCAUAUCGGAGGACUAUGUAGCUGCUAUGGAAGACUUUCAGCAGUCUUUGGAGCUGAAGAAGAACCAGCCCAUCGCCAUGCUUUAUAAGGGCUUGACAUACUUCCAUAGAGGAAUGCUCAAGGAAGCCAUCGAUACUUUCAAAGAAGCUCUGAAAUUGAAAUCAGACUUCAUAGAUGCAUACAAAAGUCUUGGACAGGCAUAUAGAGAGCUGGGGGACUUUGAAGCUGCCAUGGAGAGCUUCCAGAAGGCUCUGCUGCUGAACCAGAAUCACAUUCAGUCCCUGCAGCUCAGGGGCAUGAUGCUGUACCACCAUGGCAGUCUGCAGGAGGCCAUACGCAACUUCAAGAGAUGCCUGCAGUUGGAGCCGUACAAUGAGGUGUGUCAGUACAUGAAAGGCCUCAGUCACGUGGCCAUGGGACAGUUCUACGAAGGCAUCAAAGCACAGACGAAAGUCAUGCUGAACGACCCACUGCUGGGCCAGAAAGCCAGCUCGGAAUAUCUCAAAGUCAAAUACCUCAGAGAAUACUCUCGUUACUUGCACUCUCAUCUGGACAUUGCUGUGGCAGAAUAUAAUGUUGAUCAAGAUCUUCCAGGAAACUUUAAAAACCACUGGGCAAAAAACCUUCCUUUCCUUAUAGAGGACUAUGAGGAGCAGCCAGGCUUACAGCCGCACAUAAAGGAUGUUCUACCUCAGAACUUUGAAAGCUAUAACGCAGACAUUCAGAAGCUGGUAUGCACUGCGGAUCACCUUGGUGCCCUUAUGCAGUACAACACUUCAGGAUUUCUCCCCAACCGCAGAAUACACAGAGCCAUGGGCCUGGCCACAGUAGAAGUCAUGCAGGCCAUGCAGCGGACCUGGAGCAACUCGAAGGUACGAGUCAAUGGCAAGACCAGGCAGAUGCAGUGGAGGGACAUGUUUGACAUAGCAGUCAAAUGGAGGAGGAUUGCAGAUCCAGAUCAGCCAGUUCUCUGGCUGGACCAGAUGCCUGCAAGGAGCCUUAGCCGAGGAUUCAACAACCACAUUAAUCUAAUCAGAGGACAGAUAAUCAACAUAAGAUAUUUGGCCUACUUCAGCAACAUAUUAGACUUCAUCAAAGACCGGAUACGAGGUUACCAUAGGGCGUAUAAUCCCAGAGGACUGUUGGAAGUAAGUCAAGCACUGGAUAGUGUCAAUAAGGUGGAGGACCUUCUCCCCAUAAUGAAGCAGUUUAACAGUAAAACAAGGGAUGGCUUCACAGUAAACUCCAAGGUACCAAGUUUAAAGGAUUUGAAGAAAGAGCAUGACGGUUUCACCAUCACCAUCACAGGAGACAGGGUUGGGAAUAUGCUGUUCUCUGUGGAGACACAGACCACUGAAGAGAGAACCCAGCAGUACCAGUCGGAGAUCGAGUCCCUGUACAAGGAGCUCACUGCCAAGGGCAAGGCACUCAUGCUGUCCACUGAACUUGGGGAUGCAGAUGCGGUAUGCAAUUUAAUCCUGUCCCUGGUUUACUACUUCUGUAACCUAAUGCCUCUGUCCCGGGGAUCCAGUGUUGUGGCAUACUCUGUUGUCAUGGGAGCUUUGAUGGCAAGUGGAAAGGAAGUCAUUGGUAGAAUUCCACCAGGAAAGCUGGUAGAUUUUGAAGCUAUGACAACACCUAGCCCGGAAGACUUCAGUAAAACAGCCAAAAGCUGGAUGAAGUUAAAGAGCCUUCCAGUGUGGUAUCAGAGUCUUCCGUCAGUAGCAGAGUCAUUUCCCACAACAAGAACAAUGAUUGAAGUCCUAAACACGGACUCUACGUCACAUUGUCCGAAGAAGUCCUAAGGCAACUUCCCCCGAUGUGGACAAAGGCCUCUCUCCAUCUGCCUUCUCUGCUUAUAGUCUUACAAUACCUUUAUUGAACCUGUCCUUCUCCCAAAAGCACAACACACUGAAACGUUUACGUUCAGUUUCAGGUUUAACCCUACCGCUCUUGUGGUUAUGAUUCAGUGUGGAAAAUGCUGUAGAACAAUUAAAGAUGCACACUGAGUGUGGUGUUCUUUAAAAUAUAACAUUUUAAGUUUCCGUUAAAGGUUCAAAACAACACAACAGUUUUUUUAAAUUGGUAUAUCCCAGUGGUAGACUUAAAUAUGUUACAGAGUGUUUGACUCUCUGUGGACCUCCUUUUGAGAAACAGUUCUCCCAGAGAAUUGCAAACUUGAAGCGGAAAACUGGAAACAAGCUACAACUAUUACUUUUUACUGUUUAAUUUGUAUACUAGAGAAUCUAUUUAAAAAAAUAUGUGAGGCACUGAAAAAUAUUUAAGGAACAUUCUGUAUACUAUGAGCAGAGAGAGCAAUGUAAGAGUUUAAACCGUGUAGUUCUUUAGAGCUACCUAAUUCCUAAAGGAAUACUUGAAAAACAUAAGUCAAGCAAUCUCUUCUUUUUCUUUUUUUGACUGUUGGAGAGUGACUGGGUCAUUGCCAUAUUGUUAUCUUCAUAAUGUGGUAAUUCAUGGUAGUUGUUUUACUGACUUGACCAAUGAGUUUGGUGGAUGGGGUGACUGCUGCUCAGAAGAAGUGCCAUGAAGUACAAUCAUUCCUGUGUUCUCACUCUUAGCACAACUCUUAACCUUUUAUUUUCAUGAGUUUUAAUGCUUUGAUUAAUGCCACGCACAUUAGGAAAACAAAUAGUUCAGGGAGAAAUUUGUGGGGGUUUGUGCAAUUGAACUGUGGCAGAAUGAUAGUGGCUGCAUUGAGGAGGACAUUAACCUGUGUAGGUCCCCUUUUUCCCCUCUUCCUUUCUCUUUCUCUAUCCCUCUAUCCAUCCAUAUCCCUGUCUACCUACCUGCAUGUCUAUGUGCAGGUUGUGGUACCAAGGUAUUUCAGUUCUAAUGACCACUGUUCUCAUUUGUGUAUUCCCCCCAGUUACCCUUUACUGUGAACGAAAGAACAAAUAAGCAUUGGUUCCUUUUGCAUUGGGUCGUUCAGGAUCAAAUGGACAGCCAUCAGUGAUUUCUUUUAAAGAAUUGGAAGUAAAAUACUACUGUUUUAUCGUUUCAGUUUUACAAAUCCACAUCAGUGAUGGCACUGUAUGGCUGUUUUUAUUUCCCCCUUUCUUUAUGUUUUGCACUGGGCGAGUUCUGAUUAAACGUGGGAAUUCAUUGGUUUCAUUGGUGAAUGGAGCAGAUGAGGAUGUUUGUUGUUUUUCCAUUUGGUUUGUGAAACUUGGAGAUUAAAAACUUUUAUGGGAUUAAGAUUUUUUUGAAUGGCCAAUAAAAUGGUUGGACAAUU